Messenger RNA from Prorocentrum cordatum, 2250 nucleotides. Lineage: Eukaryota; Dinophyceae; Prorocentrales; Prorocentraceae. The record is from the annotation of a GenBank genome assembly.
AUGGCGUCCUUCCAGGGCGUGGACCUCACGGACACGGCGGACCAGGUUGGCCAGCAGGUUUUGCCGCCGCCGCAGCCAGCUGAGCCAGCCCUCACGGACGAGCAGCGGGCCAGGAUCGCGGAGAACCGCGCCAGGGCCCGGAGGAUCCGAGAGAGCCGGGGGCGGCAGGAGAUCUGUGCCCCAGCGGCCGAGCAGACGGCUUUCGCUGACAGCAUCUCGGAUGCGAGGACGGGCAACGAGGAGGACGCCGAGGUCAUGGAGGUCGCAGACAGCGGGGACGAGUCCAUCGUCGCGGACCUUCAGGGCGCGGAGCAGGCCCAGGCGCAGCGGCCGGGGGGCUUCAAGAGGUCCGUGAUGUCCACAGAUUCGCUCACCGCGGACUUGGACGAGGCGUUCACCCAGAAGUCGCAGAAGAAGGCGUCCUUGCCCACGAAGUGCCACAGGUGGUUCACGAAUGGCGCCUCGACGUUGUCCGAGUUGAUCGAUUGGUUCCCCCAGGUGAUCAACAAGAUUAGCAUGAUGUCCAAGCUGCCGGGGCAGGACGUGGACUACAUUAACAACUUCAGGAUGAACAUGGAGGCGAAGCUUGUCAUCACGGAGUCCUAUGCUGGCGCAGGCAAUUGCGGCAGCGUCGCGGCCUACAUUUUCGGCAGGGCGUCCGACCACUUCAGCCAGAGCUUCUCGCAGAAUCUUUACGUGUACGCCGCAUGGGACAAGGGCGAGGUUCCCUUGAAGGUCUUGGCUGCCCAUUCGGGCCGCGGCGCCCCAGAGCGCAUCUUCGCGGACAUCAUGGAUCGGGUGCCACAGGAUAGCCGCGAGAUGCUCGAAGCUCUGGUUGCUGAGAGACUCUCUUCAUUCAAGAAGCUGAAGGACGACCUGAAGGGUACUCAGCAGCAUCCACCGGCGCUUUCUCAGAAGGAGUUCGAGGACAUCAAGACAUCGAUGGCUGGUGAGUUCGUGAAGGAGCUGAAUGAAAUAUUGAGCCAGAUCAGUUUCCUCGACUCGGCCUUUUGCGUGAAGCACAAUCGCAGGUGCAAGAUCUCGCCAAGAUCUGAUCCGCGCUUCAAGACGUGCAGGUGGUUGGAGUGCGCCGGGGUCACAUGCAAUCCAUGGUGCGCGAUUGGGAGUCAUAACAACUUCUUGGAUGAGUCCACGCUCCCGGCGCUGACCUGGGCGCACAGCACGCGAUUCUACGAGCCCGACGACGUCAUCAUGGAGAACGCCCCGAGUUUCAAGGUGGAGCCCUUCCAGGAGAUUUUGAAUGCAAGCGAGGUCGAUUCGCCGCCAGAUUGGGAACCGACGAUGGCCUCGCCCAAAGACCCGUUGAGCCGGCCGUUGCUUUGGCAUGAAGGUGAGGGGGCUCGAUUGUAUUGUCUGUUCCAGCACCGCUUCAGCCCAGUGGACCUCGGAUUCCCCACCAGCCGCAAGCGCGUCUACGCGUGGUUCCACAUGGCCGGCACGAUCCACACCCUGAGCGAGGACACCAUGAAUCACGUAUUCGAGGAGAUGUUCUUCAGGAAUUGCGUCACCGACGCCAGGGUGUUCAUGGCUGCCUCCUCCGAUGACGCCACUUUCAGAUCGCACGUCAUGGGGUGGGCUCAGAAGCGGCAGGCGUGGGGGAUCUUCGACCUCACCGAGGAGUCGCAGGCGGCCAUCGACGUGGGCGACUCGCACCCACGGGAGGCAGCUCCGCCGUCCUCCGCCGCGUCUAGCUCUGGGGCUGGCGGCGCUGGGGAGGGGCGCGUCCUCUUGCCGGUGAGCCAGUCCCACCUUGACCUCGGCCCGUUCGGCGACGCGGUGAUGAAGGUGAGGUUGCACCAGAAUUUAGAGCGCGCGGACUGCGAGCGCUGCUUGGAGGCGAAGGUUCCCAUCCAGAUCGUGAACUUAUUUCAGAAUGACCUUUUUUUCGGCGUAUCCAAGUAUGCGCCGUCGCUUCUCCAGAGGUCGAUGUUGUUCGACAUCAUCUCGAUGAAGGAGAUCCUGCCGAUCGAACACCUCCUCAUUCAAGGCUUCCCAGUGCCGCAGUAUGUCGCGAAUGACGCCGGCCAGUUUUUCCCGUUCAAGUCCAUCGUCAUGGCGGAGUACCCCCCCGUCAGUGAGGACGUCUUGCAGUGUGCGGAGCUGCGCUCCAUCUGCGGGGUCGGCUUCUCCUGGCCCGCCAUCGGCGCUGUCCUCAUGAUGGUCCUCGCCACUUCCCACUCGAUCCUGAGGACGUCGGCGACGGAUUCGGAGCCCGCGUCUCCAGCCUGA